CUCCCUCACACACACAGACACACGCAGACAGAUAGAGAGAGAGGAGAAAGGAGCGCACUUUCGAGGCGAGGAUCUCUCUGACUCACUGCUCCGCUCCACUCCGUGCUCCCUCCCAUGGCAGGCAGAGGACUGGAGAAGAGGAGGAAUAGAGGAAUACUGCAGUGACCAACCAGCUGCUCGCUCUCUCUACCUCUCGCGGCUCCACUGCUUUCAUCCCCUCUUUUUUUCUUUUUUUCUUUCCCCCCCUGCCAAUUAUAUCAUGAACCUGUCUGCUGCUUGUUGAUAAGGACAGCAAAACAGGGAGCAGUGGACAAGGCAUUAUUUUGUUGCUAAGCCUCCUGAGCCUAGGACACAGCAGACAUGGCGGAGGCAUCCAGAGACCUGGGACAACAGGGUGUGGGGAUAACAGAUCCUGAGGAGGACUCUCCCAACAUGAUAGUUUAUAGAAAGAUUGAAGAUGUCAUUAUGCGGAUACAGGAUGAGAAGGCAGGAGGGGUGGCCAUCCGAACUGUCAAGAGCUUCCUGUCCAAGAUCCCCAGUGUGGUAUCAGGAGCAGACAUUGUGCUGUGGCUGGUGAAAAACCUUUCAAUUGAGGACUCAGCUGAAGCCAUCCAUUUAGGGAGCCUGAUUGCUGCCCAGGGCUACCUCUUCCCCAUCUCCGACCACGUCCUCACUCUCAAAGAUGAUGGGACCUUAUACCGCUUCCAGGCUCCAUACUUCUGGCCCUCUAAUUGUUGGGAACCUGAAAACACAGACUAUGCCAUUUACCUGUGCAAGCGCACCAUGCAGAACAAGGCCAGGUUGGAGCUAGCUGACUACGAGGCUGAGAACCUGGCUCGACUGCAGAGGGCCUUCGCCAGGAAGUGGGAGUUCAUCUUCAUGCAAGCUGAGGCGCAGGUCAAGAUCGACAGGAAGAAGGACAAGGUUGAGAGGAAGAUUUUGGACAGCCAAGAGAGGGCAUUCUGGGACGUCCAUCGCCCUGUGCCAGGCUGUGUAAAUACCACAGAGAUGGACAUUCGCAAGUGCCGGAGAGAGAAGAAUCCACAGAGGGUGAAAAAGUCGGUGUAUGGGGUAACAGACGACACCCAGACUCAGAGUCCAGUCCACCAGUCCCUCCCGUCCCAGCCGGCCAGGAAGCUCACCAGAGAGGACGUGCAGAAGGAGAUUUCCUUCUUGAACAUCCAGCUGGACAGACACUGUAUGAAAAUGUCCAAAGUAGCAGACAGCCUCAUGGGCUACACGGAACAGUUCAUGGUCUACGAUCCUUUGGUGUCAACCAUUGAACCGUCCAACCCCUGGAUCAGCGAUGACAUGACCUUCUGGGACCUGGAGGCUAGCCGGGACCCCAGCCAGCACCGUGUGAAGAAGUGGGGCUUCUCUCUGGAGGAGGCCCUAAAGGACCCAGCAGGGCAGGAAGCGUUCCUCAAGUUUCUGGAGUCGGAGUUCAGCUCAGAGAACCUCCGGUUCUGGUUGGCAGUGCAGGACCUGAAGCGGAGGCCCCUGGAGAACGUGGCAGCCAGGGCCCAGGAGAUCUGGCAGGAGUUCCUGGCAGAGGGAGCGCCCAGCUCCAUCAACUUGGACUCCCACAGCUAUGAGCGCACCAGCCAUAACCUCAAAGACCCUGGACGAUACAGCUAUGAAGACGCACAGGAGCACAUCUUCAAGUUGAUGAAAAGUGACAGCUAUGCACGCUUCCUGAGAUCUAACAUCUAUCAGGACCUCCUGCUAGCCAGAAAGAAGCUGUCACAGACAGAGAGUGAGCAGGGCCGCCGUACCUCCCUGGAGAAGUUCACCCGCAGUGUGGGCAAGUCUUUGACGGGCAAGCGGCUGACAGGGCUGAUGCAGUCAUCCUGACACUGCCUGGGCAGGAGGGGCAUAGAGAGACACCCCUGGAGGGGUCAUGACCAUGUGGGUAGAGGGGCGUGCUGGGGCGGGAGGCUCUGUUCUGAAGGGUUACAGACAAUACCAUGCAGAACUGGGGUUAGGAACACUCACAGAACCACAGAGGAAUGGAUCAUGCCAGCCAGGGCGGGCCUUGACCCACUCACUACAUGGCAUGCAUACAGUACAAGCACACACAGACACACACGGUUACAGUAGGGCUACAUACAAGAUCAAAGAGUCAUAGUGGGGUAUAUACAUAUAUAAAUAGAUAGUUCCACCUGCCCUCACUAGGCAGUCAGCAAUAAAGACAGCAGGAUAACAAAUCUCUUUUUUAUAUCUUUAUCUAAAUCUAUAUCAUAUUUUUUCUUAUACAGUACACCGCAUAAUCCUGUUUACUGAUGGAAACUUAAAACCUAUUAUUUUUGCAGUGAUUGGGAAUAUAUUUUUGUUGGCCCAUAAAUCUAAGGUAUUAUAAUUGUUAUUAUAGAAGACCGGUUAAGUAACUUUGAGGGAAAUUCUCCAUGCUUCAUUACAUUCCAAGAGUAGGUUUAAGGCCUUGAUAGAGAAUCUACAAUGAAUCAUUGCAUGUUUCAUCAAAACAUUUUGUUUGUUUGUUUAGAAUUCAUGCUGUGGUUGGAUUUUUAUUGAUUGAAAUCAUGAAGUCCAAUUGAGGUCAAAGGCUUAUUUUUCAAAGGAGACCUGGACAAGAAAGCUCUAGUAUUUUACAUAGACAAUCAUACACUCUAGAACACCUACCAUUUGAUUCAAUCAAUAUAGAUAGCUAUAAUGUUUCAAAACCCUAUCCCUUAUGGAAAAUGUCAAUAAUGUCGAUGAGUUUAUAAAUUUGUGAUUUCAGCCUUAUUUAGUCUUUUAUACGGCCUCAUGGGGUUUACAUAUUAUUCUGGACCUAUUCAAGCAGAUACAUGCCAAAUAAGUGCCACAUCUGAUCAGUCACAGAGAUACUUAAGUGACAUUCACAUGCCUUACAGGCCCCUAAUGAAAAUAGCCCUGCAUCACUACCAUCUAAUGGAGAGUAAACACCAUGCACAACCUCUGUGGAACAUGAUGGCCUGCCCUAACAGGUGUGGCAGGAAUAUUUAUUUCAUGUCAAAUUAUUUAUUUAUUAACCUUUUUUAACCAGGGGAACCCAUUGAGACCAGGGUCUCAUUUCCAAUGAAUCAUAAUUUUACCCCGCAAUCAGAUGGAUCCUACAGUAUGACAUUUAACAGCCCAAGAAAUGCAGCUUUAUUUAGUACUAGCCUUUCUGUUGCAUGAGUGUCAAUGUAAACCAUUACCUACAUGCUCAGUCAUUUAUCCAUAGUCCAGGCUUUGGGUCAGAGAGAUGUGUACGUGCUCAUCAUAUGUUGCAAGCCAUUGUUAUAUUUGCCAAACAGUGUGCAUGCUUGUUAUGGAAAAUGCUCUGGCGAGUUUAGGGAGUCUGAGCUGGGGAGUAAAAGUCACGUGAACAGAGACCCAGCAGGCUGCUUGGUUCUUCUUCUUCUAUCUUCAAACACAAACAAAAGGUUAAUGCCCUCGAUCCCCACCACUGAACAGAACAGGAGCAUCGCAGCUGAAAGGACAAACUCCUGAGAUACACUGCUUCCACAUCCACCCCUGGAACUGGAACAUACAGGACAUAAUACCUCUUCUACCCUCCCAAAGUCCUGAGCUAGAAGAGGGUAUCAUUCACAGCACAACAACAACUCCCUCGUGUGGUGAGGGGGAGGGACACACGAUCAACUCAGAUCAAAGUUUAUUGGUUGCGUACACAGUUAUGCCAGAGACAACUGCCAGAGACAAUAUUAUGAAAGACAAAUCGAGAGCUUGGUACUAUAAUGUUCGAUCUGCAUUGUUGUCAAAAUUCAGUUAUUGACAUAGAGAACAUUGAACAGAACUAUCUAUAUAGUGAUCUAAAUACCACAAUUCAUGUGAAGUUAAAAGUACAAAAUAAAAAAUUGCUGAGACCAAAGGGUUCGGAACUUUAAAGCCAAUUAUAUCAGAAUAAUCUUUUUGCAGAUAGAACGUUAUAGUCCCAAGUUCUUGAAAUACUGAGAUAAUUAUUUCAAUAAUUGUUUCAAUUAGAGUUGCUGCAAUGCACUGUACUGGUUAAUAUUUAUGAUUAUCAUAAACUGAUAACCUCUUGACUGUAAGGUAGAGAUGCUUAAUUUAUUGAGUCAGUGUUUAAAAAUAUUGUCGGCACAAACACAAUAGUGUAUGUACAGAGUGCAUUGUACAUAAAUUGACUCUAUAGAUUUCCAUUAUCUAAAAGCACAUUUUAUGGUAUGGGCACAUUACUAUGCAUGUAACAUAUCCAGGGCAUUUGUGCUUCUAGUUUCUCAAACAGCAAGAUGACUAUUAUCAAUGUAAAAUACCCAUGCACCUGAUAUCUUGUGGGCACCAAAUAAUAAAACCUUUGGACCUGUCUA
Messenger RNA from Salmo salar (Atlantic salmon), 4310 nucleotides. Its product is annotated as regulator of G-protein signaling 6-like. Gene Ontology annotation, molecular function: GTPase activator activity. Lineage: Eukaryota; Metazoa; Chordata; Actinopteri; Salmoniformes; Salmonidae. Gene Ontology annotation, cellular component: neuron projection; cytoplasm. The record is from RefSeq and is a predicted model, not a curated record. Gene Ontology annotation, biological process: regulation of G protein-coupled receptor signaling pathway; positive regulation of GTPase activity; G protein-coupled receptor signaling pathway.